CGAGUCAGCAAAUAACUUUUCUUAGUGAAUUACCGGAGGCGGUUGACGCGGUUUCCCCUACACGAUCAUCGAAACACAGUAAGCAGUAAGACUGCACCAGCUCUUAGUGUGCUUAGUGCCUUUCUCCUUUGAGGUGUAAGGCGGCCCUCCCGCCGUUCUCCCUCCGUUCGAGAGGGCCAUUCAGAGUCGGUUCGCGAAGCUCUCCGUGCUUGCUGCUUCAGUUUGGCGGGCUUAGCGUCAGUCAACAGUCGUGCGGUGCUGCCAACUUCGCGGACACGCUUGGCGGGAACCGACUCGCGGCAACAACCGACAAUCCACCCCAAAGUUUAUGUGCGCGUGAAACAUGUCUAUAAAAUCAGACUAUUUGAUGCUUUUGCGAUGGUUCAUCGUAAUAAAUAUUGCUGUGAGAGUCCGAGGUGCACUUUUGGGUGCGCAGUGCCGCACUAGCUCAGACUGCGCGGUACGGAACACACACUGCGAACACGGACUCUGCAUCUGCGACCCGUACUUCGCUAAAGUUGACAACUCCACGUGUCUUGAGUCAACGCUAUUGGGCUCGGAGUGCGUCGUAUCGGAGCAGUGCACUCUGAAGGUGGCCUACAGUGCAUGUUUGGAAGGCGUGUGCCGCUGCACCGACGGUCAUCUACAGUUCAGGAAGCACACGUGUCUUUCUCCUGCACCACCCGGACAUGUCUGCUACAGCAAUGAACACUGUCGGCUAUGGGACAGAGAAAGUCAUUGUGAAUUUGUCAUACCCAAUCUCUUUGGUAGAUGCUCCUGCAACGGAUUUUACCGAUUAACCGGCGAUAAAUGUGUGGCACAAAAACCGACCUUGGUCACAGAAGCGGUUGUUGCUGAACAAGAAACCGUGUUAGUGGACGCCAAUGGCACCAUAUUAGAAAAUACUGUGAGCCAUAAAUCACCCACGGCAUCCGCAUUUGUAAAUUCUGGGUCCGUCGAUUCUUUACGACCAGCAAACACAUUUACAGAUUUGUCAGAAGAUGUCAAGCCCAGUAAUUUACCAAUGUUCACGAACAAAAACGAAAUACUAAGCACACAAGAAGAUAGUCCGCUAAUGCAAGCUGUUAUGAAAGUUCCCGAACCAACUAAAAAACUGCCGGUAUCAAACCGCAAAGAUGGAGAACCUAAUGAAACCGUUGGUAUCGAUGAGUUGACUGCCAAUUUACAUGCAAACGAUCAGCCGAUCUAUAGAGUUGUGACGCAACCGUCCUUAGAUAAGAAAAAUAACAAAAAAACCGGAACAACUAAAGACCAGCAGAAGUACAAAACGGGACAUCAAAAGAAAUCAUCUUUGAAAGAUAAACACCGUAUCCGAGCAGAUUCCGUAGCUGAUAUCGGGCCGGCCUCUCUCGGAAUGCCUUGUUUAACCGACUCACAGUGCCAUCUCGUUGAUCCUUAUACGCGAUGUCUCAACAAACGCUGCGACUGUGCGUAUCGGACUAAUUCCACUUCGGCGUGCUCAGCGAGAAACAGAGGGUGCUUGCCGGGGACAUUCCAAUGCCGGUCGACUGGGGCGUGCAUCAGUUGGUACUUUGUCUGUGAUGGCCGAAAAGAUUGUCCCGACGGAUCCGAUGAAACUUGUCAAGGUACCGGUAAAGAUGGUACUGGCGAGCGAUGUCCCAUGCACGCGUUCCGUUGCGGCGGCGUGGGGUCUCAAUGCGUGUCGCGGGCGGCGCGGUGCGACGGCACACCUCAGUGCCCCGGAGGAGAGGACGAGAGGAAUUGUCGGGCUACAAGGAGAAAAGGAUGUCCUCGCCAUACGUUCCGCUGUGGCUCCGGGGAGUGCUUGCCCGAGUACGAAUUCUGCAACGCCAUAGUGUCUUGCAAGGAUGGCUCGGACGAGCCUAAACACCUCUGCAAUGAGCAGUCACGAUGGCGGGCCGCGGAUUUCUGCCCGCUACGUUGCGGGAACGGGCGCUGUAGGAGCACGGCUGUGGCCUGCUCGGGCCGGGACGGAUGUGGUGACAACAGUGACGAGAUUGCUUGCACCGUUUGUAGAUGUCCAGCGCCACAAGAUAAACAUUGAAUUAGAGUGUAGCUCAACGAAUCAUUCUAGUGAACAUUCUUGACUGUCGGAUCUCAACUUAUAGUGCAUUUAUUAUUUGUCGAGUGAGAUCGUUCUGUCUCUUAGUAUACAACGCGACAUCCGAGGCUGCUCAAACAAGAACACUGCCUUAUAAUAAUAAUUUGUGACAAACGGACAAACGGGACAAGAACCUUAUAAAACAUGGAGAGAGUAAAGUUGAGAGAGGUACCUACUUGUUUCAUUCCCUAUCUAUGUACCUAACUAUAGAACAGUGGUCCUUAGUCUACGGACCACUGAUGCGGUCUCUGUAAGGACCUGAAUUAUUUGUUGACUUUAUUUAUUAGUAUCACAGGUAGUUAUUUUUAAACCAAAAUUUUGUCGAGUCCCUAUUACUGAAAGGUUACUGCAGUAGGAGAUAGUGCGCCAAACGGCAAGUAUUUGCCUCUUCUCUGGCUGUACUCGUAUUCGAAGCACUUGUCAUGUGUACCUGUCCUGAGGGGCUACCGCGAAAACCGAAAUUCGCAAAUUGCGGGGAUCUUACUCUUUUACUCCAAUGAAGGCGUAAUUAGAGUGACAGAGAAAAAUGCCCGCAAUUGACGAUUUUCGGUAUUGGCGGUAGCCCUACAGUGCCCUUUCAACUUAUUUUUUUUCUGGACUUGGAAUUCCACAUACUUACAAAAUAUAAGAUGUAGAGGUAAAACAAACUUUUCUAUAUCAUUGUCUUUCUAAAAAUUAUAAAAGUUUGAUACACUUGAAGGAAAUUUUCUUUACACUGUACCAGGGUGGUAUUCCACCUUUUCUUUGUCCAAUGUGUAUUGCAUCUCACAUUUUGCUUUAAUGAGAGACUGAGAGGCAAUGACAUUGGACAGGUGGAAUACCACCCUUAGACGCGUCUGUGCACGUAGAUUCCAUAAAAUAUGUAUACAAUUAAGAAAUAACGAAUUUGAAUAAUUUAUUGUAUAAUUACACUAGCGAGCAAUAAUUUUAAGUAUAGGCAGUGGCACGAUAAUAAUAGAAAUAAAUAAUAACAGUACGUUUAACUAGGUCAUACUCAAUAAGACUGAGGAGUAAUACUCUGGCUCUAAUUAACGUGUUUAGAAUAAAUAUUACCACUGCACUGUAAAUAUUAGUAAUUCGUAGGUCUGCGCUCACUCACAGUUUAUAAAAUUAUAUACACACUAUUAAAUAGUAGAAAAUAGUGUGCAUAAGAAGAGAUUUCAUAAUAUAUUUUAUUCACUCAUCAAUUUUCGCUAUUUAUUGUAACUGUCAUUUGUCGAAAUAUUCGAAAUAAAUUUCUUCUUUGACUUCAAUUAGCAUAGGUACUUUUCUAAAAAUUAUACUUAAGUGUUCAAAAAUGUUAGAACUGAUUUAUAUGGUCCUAAAAAUAUGCGACGAAACAAUCGAAACAUUAUCAAAAAAAUUGGUAGGUAUACCCAAUGUUGCCAUAACUUUGAUGUACUUAUCAAACUUAUAUAUCAUCAUUUCAUCAAUAUAUACCAAAAUUAUCAUAAAUCGUCAACCCCCAUCCAGCUCACUAUAGUUAUUCUACAUAAGUAUUUGGUAUUGGACACAGACCUUGCCUUUAUGCACCUUACUAGUAUUCAAAUCAAAAAUAAAAUAACUAUAUAAUUAUACCUACUUAGUUGUAUAAGUAAAAAUACGUGCUAAUUCUUAUAAAAUAUGUACUAUGCUAACUAUUCCCUUGGUUGCUAAUAAUUUGAACGUUCCAUAAAAAUUACAAGAUGAAAAUAUCUAUAAAAGAUUCCUAAAGCGAAGUAACAUUGUCAAAAAUGUCGUAAUGUUAUGGAGAAAAGCUAUCAAGGGUUAUUGUCAGUGUGAGUCAUAAGAAGUCGAUUUAUUUUUUAAUUGUUACUUUGUUUUUAUAAAUAUAUGUAUGUAGUUGGUACACUUAGCAAAGUAAAACUAUGGGCUCUUUGGAACUAUGUCACAGUGCACAUUAUAGGUACUUAGAUAUGUAAGUUAUUAAAGAAAUUGUGAGAUUCGUGAGUAAUCUCCUGUUGACAAGAUUCUAUGCCCACAAUUGCAUUCUGUUAAGUGACCAUAUAUUUAAGAUACUGUAAGUUAAUUAUAAUUAAUUAUGGCUCAGUAAUAUUUAUGUUCAGAAUAAAGAUUACCCGUAGUAUUAUAAAACUGGUUGUAAUAUAGCGUGUUUAUGUGUGUGAAUGUGAUAUUUAUUAAAUUACGAUAAAUAAUU
Cydia splendana is the source of this 4262-nucleotide messenger RNA. RefSeq names its product sortilin-related receptor-like. NCBI's taxonomy places the organism in Eukaryota, Metazoa, Arthropoda, Insecta, Lepidoptera, Tortricidae. Gene Ontology annotation, molecular function: protein binding. The coding region runs from base 344 to 2047 and encodes 567 amino acids. The transcript has 10 exons. The record is from RefSeq and is a predicted model, not a curated record.